Molecule: messenger RNA, 2267 nt
Organism: Arvicanthis niloticus (Nile rat)
Lineage: Eukaryota; Metazoa; Chordata; Mammalia; Rodentia; Muridae
Gene: Pabpn1
Product: poly(A) binding protein nuclear 1
Cellular component (GO): nucleus
Molecular function (GO): poly(A) binding
Source: RefSeq, a predicted model, not a curated record
UAGCACUUAGCCAGGCAACCCUUUCGGGAGCAAGGUUCACCUGUCGCACAACGGGUGUCAGCCGGUCGAAUCCCAUAAGCCAAUAGGCAUUCAAGAAUGGGCCACUUCGGUGAGGCGUUUGAAAGAUUGGUCCUUUUCACUUCACCGGUCAGGGGCCAAUUGCGGAGCAUCCUCCAUGUUGUGGGCCCGCCCAUGGGCGGGGGAUGAGCGGAAAAUCGUCACAGUGCGGGCGUAUUGUUACCUAAGGACUCGACAGGAGGUGGGAUGUGUUGAUUGACAGGCAUAUUUCACCUACCGGGUUCAGAGAAUUUGGCACAAUGGCCCGCCUUAGGGGUGGGGCCUCGUUUGAUUGCCAAGUAGAGUUCCCCAAUAGUAUUCAAGCUCGGGGUAACGGGCAGGCUGACUGACUAAUGAGUCCUCGGCGUGGCCGGCUCAGUUCUCCAAUCGCCGAGCGGCGGGCCCCAGUCUGAGCGGCGAUGGCGGCGGCGGCGGCGGCAGCAGCAGCGGGGGCUGCGGGCGGUCGGGGCUCCGGGCCGGGGCGGCGGCGCCAUCUUGUGCCCGGGGCCGGUGGGGAGGCCGGGGAGGGGGACCCGGGGGGCGCAGGGGACUACGGGAACGGCCUGGAGUCUGAGGAGCUGGAGCCUGGGGAGCUGCUGCCGGAGCCCGAGCCUGAAGAGGAGCCGCCCCGGCCCCGCGCCCCUCCGGGAGCUCCGGGCCCUGGGCCCGGCUCGGGAGCCCCCGGCAGUCAGGAGGAGGAGGAAGAGCCGGGACUGGUUGAGGCCGACCCCGGGGACGGCGCCAUUGAGGACCCGGAGCUAGAAGCGAUCAAAGCUCGAGUCAGGGAGAUGGAGGAAGAGGCUGAGAAGCUAAAGGAGCUACAAAACGAGGUAGAGAAGCAGAUGAAUAUGAGUCCACCCCCAGGCAAUGCUGGCCCAGUGAUCAUGUCUCUUGAGGAGAAGAUGGAGGCUGAUGCCCGUUCUAUCUACGUUGGCAAUGUGGACUAUGGUGCAACAGCAGAAGAGCUGGAAGCCCAUUUUCAUGGCUGUGGUUCAGUCAACCGUGUUACUAUACUCUGUGACAAAUUUAGUGGCCAUCCCAAAGGGUUUGCAUAUAUAGAGUUCUCAGACAAAGAGUCAGUGAGGACGUCCCUGGCCUUAGAUGAGUCCCUGUUUAGAGGAAGACAAAUCAAGGUGAUUCCCAAACGAACCAACAGACCAGGCAUCAGCACAACAGACCGGGGUUUCCCGCGUGCCCGAUACCGUGCCCGGACUACCAAUUACAACAGCUCCCGAUCUCGAUUCUACAGUGGUUUUAACAGCAGGCCCCGGGGUCGAAUCUACAGGGGCCGGGCUAGAGCGACAUCAUGGUAUUCCCCUUACUAAAAAAAGUGUGUAUUAGGAGGAGAGAGAGGAAAAAAAGAGGAAAGAAGGAAAAAAAAGAAUUAAAAAAAAAAAAAGAAAAACAGAAGAUGACCUUGAUGGAAAAAAUAUUAAAAAAAAAAAAAAAAAAGAUAUACUGUGGAAGGGGGGAUCCCGUAACUAACUGAGGAGGGACCUGCUUUGGGAGUAAGGGAAGGCCCAGGGCGUGGGGCAGGGGCUACAUAUUCCCUCUGGGGAUUCGUCAUGGACACAUCUCAACUGUGCAAGCUGCUCCCUGUUUCCCUGCUCCCCUUCAUCCUCUCUGGGCCUGCUCAAGGGUAGGUGGGCUCGGGUGGUAGGAGGGCUUUUUUUUACCCAGGGCUCUGGAAGGACACCAAACAGUUGAGCUUGUUUCCUCGUCUUCUCCCUGCCUUCUGCAGUCCCUGCCUGCCUGCUCCUGUCCUACCAGGUCUCCCUCCGCCUACCCUGCCCUUCUUUCCUCCGGCUCCCUGCCCCUCCAGUUUGCCUGGUGAUCUAUUUUGUUUCCUUUUGUGUUUCUUUUUCUGUUUUGAGUGUCUUUCUUUGCAGGUUUCUGUAGCCGGAAGAUCUCGCUCCCAGCGGCUCCAGUGUAAAUUCCCCUUACCCUUGGGGAAAUGCACUACUUUGUUUUGGGGAGUUUGGGGGUGUUUUUGUUUUUCAGGUGUUUUUGUUUUGUUUUAUUUUUUUUUUCUUUACUUUUUUUUUCCCUUUUAUUUGGAGGGAAUGGGAGGAAGUGGGAACAGGGUGGCGGGCGGGUGGCUUUUGUUUAUUUUUUUUUUAACUCAUUUCCAGGGGAUGGGAAUUUUUUUUUUAAAUAAUGUGUCAUGAAUAAAGUUGUUUUAUGAAAAAAUUGUUUGGCCCUUUGGCUGU